AUGGGUAAGACUGCGGCGGAGCGUAUGAAAAAAUAUCGCGAGAAAAUGAAAAAAGAUAAAGUAAAAUACGAAAAUUUUCUUAAAAAAGAACGUGAUAAUAAAAAAGCAACGAAAACGAAACUCAAUGUGGUGGAAUUAGCAGCACUGCGUACAAAGAAUAAUUUACGUCAAAAAAAGUAUCUUAAUAAUAAAACAAAACGAUUAAUUAGUAAAUCUCAACCUGUUGCAUUUAAAAGUCGUCAAUCGUUUGAGAAAGGUAUCAAAAAAGUUAAUUCGGCACUUCCAAAAUGUUUAGGAAAAAAGAAGGUUGUUGUCCAGCAUAUUGCAAAAAAGUUGGGAUUGAUUGCUCCAUCUACGCAUGAGCGUGUCACUGCUCAGCAUCCAGAAAAGUUGAAAGAGGCGGUUCAAAAGUUUUAUGUUCGUGAUGAUAUUUCUUAG
Molecule: messenger RNA, 438 nt
Organism: Didymodactylos carnosus
Lineage: Eukaryota; Metazoa; Rotifera; Eurotatoria; Philodinida; Philodinidae
Source: the annotation of a GenBank genome assembly